Molecule: messenger RNA, 9275 nt
Organism: Oncorhynchus nerka (sockeye salmon)
Lineage: Eukaryota; Metazoa; Chordata; Actinopteri; Salmoniformes; Salmonidae
Product: volume-regulated anion channel subunit LRRC8D-like
Exons: 1
Coding region: 1-2541 (846 amino acids)
Molecular function (GO): protein binding
Source: RefSeq, a predicted model, not a curated record
AUGUUUACUCUUACCGAGGUAGCCGCCCUGAAUGACAUCCAGCCAACCUAUCGGAUCCUGAAACCAUGGUGGGACGUCUUUAUGGACUACCUGGGCGUCGUCAUGCUGAUGCUAGCCAUAUUUUCUGGAACCAUGCAGUUAACCAAAGACCAGGUGGUUUGCCUUCCUAUCCUGGAACCAGCUUCAGAGGACCCCAGCGGCUUCACAACACCGCAGCCAGCGGAGGGGUCUGGUUCUGGGUCAGGGAACGGAGGAAGUAGGGUGACGCUAGCCGCCACUCCCCUAGUGACUAAGGAUCUACCGGAUAGUGUUGUUCAUCAGAUUCACUUUACACAUUCUGGUGGUGUUGGACAGCAGCCUCUGCCAACAGGCGUCAGGACAAACCUGGACUUUCAGCAAUAUGUUUUUGUCAAUCAGAUGUGCUACCAUGUCGCCCUGCCGUGGUAUUCUAAAUACUUCCCAUACCUUGCUCUCAUACACACCAUCGUCCUCAUGGUCAGCAGUAACUUCUGGUUCAAAUAUCCAAAGACUUGUUCGAAAAUAGAGCAUUUUGUGGGGAUUCUGGGGAAGUGUUUUGAGUCUCCUUGGACGACCAAGGCAUUAUCUGAGACGGCAUGUGAGGACUCAGAGGAGAAUAAGCAAAGGCUCACUGGUGCCCCUUUCCUGCCAAAACAUUUCUCAACCAGCAGUGAAGAGGGAAGUCCUAACCAGUCCACCCCGAUGCUGGCUAAGUCUGGGGUCAAGUUCACUGCUGAUAAGCCUGUCAUUGAAGUCCCAUGCAUGACCAUACUAGACAAUAAAGAUGGAGAGCAGGCCAAGGCCCUAUUUGAAAAGGUUAGGAAAUUCCGUACUCACGUGGAAGACAGUGAUUUGAUCUACAAGCUCUACGUUGCCCAAACAGUGAUCAAAACUGUGAAGUUCAUUUUGAUCUUGUGUUACACAAUGACAUUUGUUGCUGCCAUUGACUUUGACCAUGUGUGUGAGCCUGACAUAAAACAUUUAACUGGAUACACUAAAUUCCAAUGCACACAUAACAUGGCAUUCAUGUUAAGGAAGCUGCUUGUCAGCUAUAUUUCCCUCGUCUGUAUAUACGGCCUCAUCUGUAUAUACACUCUCUUCUGGCUCUUUCGACGACCUCUCAAGGAGUACUCUUUCGAGAAAGUCAGAGAGGAGAGUAGCUUCAGUGACAUUCCUGACGUGAAGAACGACUUUGCGUUUCUCUUGCACAUGGUCGAUCAGUACGACCAGCUGUACUCUAAGCGUUUUGGUGUCUUCCUCUCUGAAGUCAGUGAGAACAAGCUGCGGGAGAUCAGCUUGAAUCACGAGUGGACAUUCGAGAAACUGAGACAGCAUGUAACCCACAACGCUCAGGACAAACUGGAGCUCCAUCUCUUCAUGCUGUCAGGUUUGCCAGACGCUGUCUUUGACCUGACAGAUCUGGAGAUCCUGAAGCUGGAGCUGAUCCCAGAGGCCAGGAUAACAGCCAAGAUCUCCCAGAUGAUCAACAUUCAGGAGCUACACUUCUACCACUGUCCUGCCAAAGUCGAGCAGACCGCGUUCAGUUUCCUUCGUGACCACCUCCGGUGCCUUCAUGUCAAGUUUACGGAUGUAGCCGAGAUCCCCACUUGGGUGUACCUGUUGAAAAGUCUGAGGGAGCUGUACUUGGUCGGGAAUCUGAAUUCUGAAAACAACAAGAUGAUCGGUUUAGAAUCUCUCAGAGACCUGAGGCAUCUAAAGAUUCUGCAUCUAAAAAGCAAUUUGACGAAGGUCCCGACCAACAUAACAGAUCUCUCUCCACACCUGAUCAAGCUGGUGGUACACAAUGAUGGUACUAAACUCCUGGUACUGAACAGUUUGAAGAAAAUGAUGAACCUAGCUGAACUAGAGCUUCACAACUGUGAACUGGAGAGGAUACCCCAUGCUAUUUUCAGUUUGACCAACCUGCAGGAGCUGGACCUGAAAUCCAACAACAUUCGUACCAUUGAGGAGGUCAUCAGCUUCCAGCACCUCAAGAGGCUGAUCUGCCUCAAACUGUGGCACAAUAAAAUCAUUACCAUUCCAUUGUCAAUAAGCCAUGUCAAAAACCUUGAGUCCCUCUACCUUUCUCACAAUAAACUUGAAUCUCUGCCCGUACCCUUGUUUAACCUGCUCAAGCUGAGGUAUCUGGACAUUAGCCACAACUCCAUAGCGGUGAUUCCGCUGGAGAUUGGUUUUAUGCAGAACCUCCAGCACUUUGCCAUUACAGGCAACAAGGUGGAGGUAGUACCCAAGCAGCUGUUUAAGUGCACCAAACUGAGGACACUAAGUCUGGGACACAAUUGUAUCGCCGUCCUUCCAGAGAAGAUUGGCAAUCUGGUGCAGCUAACAAACCUGGAGCUGAAGGGAAACUGUCUGGACCGCCUGCCGCCCCAGCUAGGCCAGUGUCACCUCCUCCACAGGAACUGCCUGUUGGUGGAGGACCACCUGUUUGACUCACUCCCCCUAGAGAUCAAGGAGAGUAUCAAUCAGGAAGCCAACGUGCCCUUUGCUAAUGGGGUGUGAGUGUGGCAGGACAGUGAGAGUCACUUUACCCAUACAGGAGUGGGAUUACAAAAAUGAGACAACUGUCCACAGUCAAUGUUUGUAAUUAAAACAAUUGAACUGAAAGAAAGGUUUUUGCUCAGGGCUGACUCGUCGUGAAAGAACAUUAUGUUUUAGACGGGUAUAAAAUGGCACUGUGAUCACUCAUUAUGAAAGAAGAUCCCAGGUACUGUGGAAAAAGCCAUAAGUAUGGUCUAGUUAAAAAAUGGUAGGUUAGUUCCACAGUUAUGGGCUGGUUCCAUAGUGAUGGUCUGGUUCAAGAGUGAUGGUCUGGUUCAAGAGUGAUGGUCUGGUUCAAGAGUGAUGGUCUGGUUCAAGAGUGAUGGUCUGGUUCAAAAGUGAUUGGGUGGUUCAAGAGUGAUUGGGUGGUUCAAGAGUGAUUGGGUGGUUCCAGAGUGAUUGGGUGGUUCCAGAGUGAUGGGCUAGUUCCAGAAUGAUGGACUGGGGUGUAAUCAUUAGUCCAAACAGUUGCAAAACAGAAUAUUUUGCAACUAAAACUAGUGUUUCUAUUGGACAAUUCAUGUAGGUCCUUCCCCAUUUCAUUCCAUUUGCUUCUGUUUAAGAAAUGUUUUGCAACAGAAUCGGCGUAAUGACUACAUCCCUGGUUCCAGAAUGAGGGUCUGGUUCCAGAGUGACGGCUAGUUCUAGAAUGACGACCAUGUUUGUGUUAGACCACAAAAUUAUUAUUCAAUGUUCUGAGGAAAAUGGAUGCUCCUCUUAAUUAUGGAACAGAGAAUGGUGGUGUAGAAUUUAUAGAUGCGAGGGGUACAUGGUCUGAUGAGAUUUUAUGUUUGUUUUCUUUGUUUUAUAGCAACAUUUUAUGGAACAUUUUUUUGCGUGUCAAAAAAGAUACACGUCAAAUAACACUAUUUGUCGUGUCAAAUAAGCUUGUUGACCAAUCAGGACCUGAAUAUGACUGCACGUCACAUAAUCAUUUAACGUGUUCAUAAUUUGUUUUACGUAGUUAUUACACAUUGAUUACACUCACUCGUAUUUCAUAUGUCACAACGAUUCAUCGAUACGUAUGCUAUGACACUAGUACAGUGCUGGUCAUAAAAAAGCUAGCUAGCUCAUGGAUGCAAACAAUGUCUUCCCCAAAAACAUAGCAAAACGACAUAAUCUGUUUCAGUAGCUAUAGUUAGCUAGCUAACUAUAUAGCUAGGUAUCAUCAUCUAAAAUAACCCUAAUUUACAAGACAGUUCUUAUUUGAUUAAUGGUGGUCGGACCCAUCUAUGUGAAGCUAGCCACAAUAAGGAUUAGCCACAAUAGUGGACUUUGCAGUUAGCCUUCAAAAUAAAAGUAUGUCAAUGACAGUGUUGCAAAUGAAUACAAAUUGUAGAAUUAUGCCAUAAUUGAAUAGAUCAUGAUAAACGAGUUUGGAAUGGUAUAUAAAAUCAACAAAAUACAAUAAUUUGUUAAUUUGACAAAACAAAAUUGAAAUCACACUGGAUGUAUUAGACUUUAGAAUUUCAUUGGGGCAUACUUAUUUCACUGUACAGCCUUACCUAAGGAUUGUGGAUCAAUGACAUGGGGUAUCAGUCUACUCAGUGACACACAGAGAACAUUAGCAUCGUAGCUCUUAUUGUGGGACUCUGAAACUGUGAAUUGAGACACAUUUAUUGUCAACCUAUGUGUAUUGAACACUAUUCCAGAGGAAAAAUAAUACUGUGUGGAUGUUUGAGCCUGAUAACUCUGAGGAGGACGUUGGGGAAAAAAUGUAUUGAGUAGACUGAUACCCCAUUUCAUUGAUCCCCAAUCCUUAGGUAAAGCUGUACAGUGCAAUAUGAAUGUCAAUACACACAAUAGGCUGACUAGGGAGGUGAUUUCACACAGUCACACUCCUGCGAUAAGAGCUACAACACUAAUACUUGCGUAAACUCUUCACAGUUGUGUUCUAUGGGUGUCACCGAGUAGACUGAUACCCCAUUUAAUUGCUUCACAUUCCAGCCUUGUUUAACAUGAUCUAGUCUAAAUAUGGCAUGAUUCCUCCAAUUGCAACCUUCUGCAUCACUUUCAAAUAGGUACUUUUAUUUUGGAGGCAAAUCGCAAAUUCCACAAUUGUGCCUAAUCCUUAUUGAGGCUAGCUUCACAACACAUAACCCGGUCAGGUCGAGCCUAAUGAAGCUAGCUGGCUGCUUACAACGUUAGCUUUUGGCAACAGGGUUUAGUAGCUGGCUAGCUAUUUAUUUACAUGAACUUAAGUUCAGUUGUAAUAGGUGAACAACACGUGGCUACCUAGCUAAUAAUUACUCUAAUAAUUACUCUUACAAUCUCUCUCCACCAGGUGUAGCACUUCUAUCAUCGUUUAAAAACAAGAAAUGGACAGUGACGGGGGUAAGGGGGUGAUACCUUGUCAUUUUUUGCCCCAUCAUUGCAUGCGAUCAUCAUUCUCAAAGCCGCUGUUAACUUCUAAGAUCACUUUAGCACCGCCCUAAAAACACGAUUCAAAUUCGACACAAACCUUCAAAUAGGUAUUUAAUGACACACUAUAUGAAGUCUUUAUAGUGUUUUAUUUACAUUUUAGAGGCGAUAAGGUGAUAAGUUGGACAGAUCGAGUGAAAAAAAGCAAUUUUCCCACACAUCUCUCCUUCUCACUAUCACGCAUUAGUUUCGCUUCCCCACCCGCCAUUUUUAAAAAGAUCUGACGGGGCUCAUUGUCUUCUUGAAUUAUGCAGAAACGGGCAGCGUGGGGGUCAUGUAAUUGAUUCUGUUGGAAAGGGGAGAAAUUGUGCUUUACAAUGGUAUUGACAUUACAGUUGAUCUGGAAGUAUUACUUUUUUGGGGCGCUAAAAUAAGGUCAAUUGUACGGACUAGGGCGAUGUACAAAAGUGAGUGAGUUUACGUUACCAAGCUAAAGCUAGCCAGCUACCCCAGAAGUUGCGGUCCAACACAACAUUCUACAAUUAAACUGUGUUAUUUGACAUGUCAAAUUUAAAAGCUUAUUUAACGUGUCAAAUAGUGUUAUUUGACGUGUAUCUUUUUUGACACACAAAGACCCAAACGGUGUUCCAUAACAUUUCUCUACGUUUUACCUGAAUCCAGGAAAGUCCAUAUCAUGGCUGUCUGAUGGAAACCUCUCAUAAUUGUAUGUUCGUUAUUGGGUAAAUAGGGUCAUUUUUUUCUAUUCCCUGAAAAGUGUGUUUGAAGAUAAAACUUCAUAAGCUAUUUUGAAUACAUUGUUUUGUCAUGAAAUGUUCAGAGUACAUUGAGGGGAGGUAAUGCUUUCAGUAAAUGUACAAAAAAAAUUAAAACAUUCAAAAAUGUUAAAGUUUUCAUCAGACAGCAACUAUAUGUGGCAGUUUCGGGAGUCCUCUCUCGAUUUUUACUUUGGUCUUUUGUUAUGUAUAUUUCAUUCAGUAUAUUACCUGCAGCUGUGUGAAAGGAACCACUAAACUCUCCGACAAAUUUGACAACCCAGUCAACAAGCCUGCCUAUGCCCCUAUUGUGGUAGUACUGUACUGUCAGAACCACACGGAACAAACUGAAGAAUCCAUCAACAAGGAUGAUUAAAAAACACUAUUGCAGGGUUUCCCAAACUCGGUCCUCGGGACCCCAAGGGGUUCACGUUUGUUUUUUUGCACUAGCACUACACAGCUGAUUCAAAUAAUCAACUAAUCAUCAAGCUUUGAUAAUUUGAUUUGGCUGUGUAGUGUUAGGGCAAAAAAGAAAAUGUGCACCCUUGAUAUGACAACUCCUAUGCAUAAUUGGUGUGCUAUAAUAUGGUCUUGGCUGCUAACUAAAUGACUGUGCAUGUAUAUGUUUACUAUCCUAGUCUUUUGCUCAUAAAUGUGUCAGUAAAGUAUUUAACUGUUUUCAGCAGACAUGUUCGUAACCCUAUGACGCAUUCAUACUCAAAUAAAACCAUGUCCCGAAUGUCUAGUGAUUUCACAAUAUGUUUCAAGCAUUUGAACUAGCCAACAACCACUGAUAUGGUUGUAGGCUACCAGCAUGUGAUGCAGGCCAUGCCAGGUCAGGUUGAAUUGUUUUGCACCUUUCAAUCAGUCAAAAGUUUCUUAUUUUCUUGCAUUCCAUUGGUGGUGCACAUUUAGUUAUACGGCACAUAUCUUUUCCAUGAAUUUGGGAUUCAGACCUGCAGAUAUCUCCUAAUGCAUUUGGGUUGUUAUACACAACAGAUGCGGUUAAAUAUGGAUUCACCUCAACAUAAUACCACUUUUUUGUUGCAUGGUAUCAUCUGACAAACGUAGAUAUUUGGGUGAACGUUCCCUUUAAUUUGAGUCUCGUGUAGUUAAACUAUUUUGAAUGUUAAGGUAUGACAAUUGCAACUCAAUAAAGGAAUUGCGAAGCAAAUCAACGGUGUCCAGUCUUGCAUGGAUUUGAUGACAAGCUCAUGGAUUUAUGAGUAGUAGAUUGCACUUGCAAAGAAUAGAUUUAAAUUUUUGGAGCCCAAAAUCAAAAUGUAUCACUUUGGUCUCAGAAACAAUCACAAUGUGGACCAUCGAAAGAUUAGAAUGAUAGAAUAUUAGCAUGUACAGUACCAGUCAAAAGUUUGGACACACCUACUCAUUCAAGGGUUUUUCUUAUUUGGACUAUUUUCUACAUUGUAGAAUAAUAGUGAAGACAUCAAAACUAUGAAAUAACACAUGGUAUCAUGUAGUAACCAAAAAAGUGUUAAACAAAUCAAAAUAUAUUUUAGAUUUGUCAAAGUAGCCAGUAUUUGCCUUGAUGACAGCUUCGCAUACGCUUGGCUUUCUCAACCAGCUUCACCUGGAAUGCUUUUCCAACAGUCUUGAAGGAGUUCCCACAUAUGCUGAGCACUUGUUGGCUGCUUUUCCUUGACUCUGCAGUCCACUUCAUACCAAGCCAUAUCAAUUGGGUUGAGGUUGGGUGAUUGUGGAGGCCAGGUCAUCUGAUAAAGCACUCCCAUCACUCUUCUUCUUGGUCAAAUAGCCCUUACACAGCCAGGAGGUGUGUUGGGUCACUGUCCUGUUGAAAAACAUAUGAUAGUCCCACUAAGCGCAAACCAGAUGGGAUGGCGUAUCGCUGCAGAAUUCUGUGGUAGCCAUGCUGAUUAAGUGUGCCUUGAAUUCUAAGUUAAUCACUGACCGUGUCACCAGCAAAGCACCCCCAUACCGUCACACCUCCUCCUCAAUGCUUCAUGGUGGGAACCACACAUGCGGAGAUCAUCCGUUCACCUACUCUGCGUCUUACACAGACAUUGCUCAUGUUUCUUGGCCCAAGCAAGUCUCUUCUUCUUAUUGGUGUUCUUUAGUAGUGGUUUCUUUGCAGCAAUCCGACCAUGAAGGCCUGAUUCACACAGUCUCCUCUGAACAGUUGAUGUUGAGCUGUGUCUGCUACUUGAACUCUGUGAAGCAUUUAUUUGGGCUGCAAUUUCUGAGGCUGGUAACUCGAAUGAACUUAUCCUCUGCAGCAGAGAUAACUCUGGGUCUUCCUUUCCCGUGGCGUCCUCAUGAGAGCCAGUUUCAUAGCGUUUGAUGGUUUUUGCGACUGCACUUGAAGAAACUUUCAAAGUUCUUGAAAUUUUACAGAUAGACUAACCUUCAUGUCUUAAAGUAAUGAUGGACUGUCGUUUCUCUUUGCUUAUUUGAGCUGUUCUUGCCAUAAUAUGCACUCGGUCUUUUACCAGGGCUAUAAUCUGAAUACCACGCCUACCUUGUCACAACUUAUUUCAUAGUUUUGAUCUAUUAACUAUUAUUCUACAAGGUAGAAAAUAGUACAAAUAAAUAAAAACCCGUGAAUGAGUAGGCGUGUCCAAACUUUUGACAGGUACUGUACAUAUUUGAUGCAUUAUUGAUGAACUGCAUUUUAAUAGUGUUAAUAUGGAAUAAUGUGAUGACAUUACCAUUUCCAAAUGUUUACUAUAUUCUCUCCAUGAUUGUGUUUUGAAACUUGUUUGAGAGAAAUGUUUGUUCCUUGUUUUAUAUUGUAUACAUUUGUAGUACAUGUUUUUACCAAGGUAUUGAUAUUUAAAAUCAUGAGAAUAAUGUCUAACCAGAAGGUUAGUAUGAGGGAUACAGGUGAUUCAUUGUUGUAAUGGCCUUCAGCAACCAUCUCUAGUCAAAGCUUGAUUUCUGACUUGUAAUGUUUGACAAUCCGUAAAUUAGGUGUGCUUGUCUGUGUAUGUUGCGUGUGUUUUUUUGUGUGUGUGUGUGUGUGUGUGUGUGUGUGUGGCAGGGAAUGAUUACUUGAUUAAGUUCCAAUAAAAAAUAAUAUGCAUUGUUUUGUAAACAACAGAAAUAAUAAUGGGGUCUCAUAUGAAGCCAUUGUGCUUUUAUUUUUUUGUUUAGUAUUCUAUAGUUUUAAAAAGGGAGUAUUUCCACAGUUGCUGAAAAACAACAACUGCAUUUUAGUUUUUUAAAAUUAUUAUUUUAAGCAUUUGAAUAGAAUAUUUGGUCUUUUAACCAUCUGAUAUUCUAAUGUAUCUCUUCUAUAUCUGUUAAACCAACAGAAGCUACAUUUGAGUCCACUUACACCACCACCAAAAAUACAUUAGUUACAACUACAUACUUCCUUCCUAACAGAUCAUUCCAGGUUAUGCAAUCCUGUUUGUGUUGACAACUGUCAUUGUGUAAUAUUAUUAUUACACUGUGUACCUGACAAUGAUUAAUGCCAUUAGGAUAGACGAUAACAAUGUAAUCCCUGCACCACUCUCAAACCACUCCUAAUCAAAUUCCUCCUGGUUAGGCCUACCUGUCAAUUUAAUUUUCAGAUCAUUA